CACAACAUCCUGCCUCGCAUCAGUCUUACUCGAAUUGCGCACUCGCUCGGUCCACGCAAUGAUCACGAUCGCUAUAGUGCUAAUAGUGCUUGUCGCGCUGUACCUUUAUAAUGUCAGAACAUUUGACUACUGGGAAAAACGAGGUGUUAAACACGACAAGCCAGUGCUACUCUUUGGCAACAAUGCCGACAACUAUCUUAUGCGUAAAAGCGUUACCGAAAAAGCUGUUGAAAUGUAUCGGAAGUAUCCUAACGAAAGAAUCGUCGGCUUCUUUAGAUCCACUAGGCCAGAGCUCGUAAUAAAGGAUCCGGAGAUUGUGAAGCAUUUGUUGGUUAGCGAUUUUUAUCACUUUUAUCCGCGCGGUCUUACCCCUAAUAGGAAAUAUAUUGAGCCAAUUAUGCGGAACUUGUUUUUUGCGGAUGGAGACCUAUGGCGGUUGUUGAGGCAGCGCAUGACGCCGGCGUUCACGAGCGGCAAGCUGAAGGCGAUGUUCCCGUUGAUCGUGGAGCGCGCGGAGCGGCUGCAGGAGCGCGCACUCGCUACCGCCGCUGGUACCCGUACCAUCGACGCUCGUGACCUGAUGGCUCGCUACACUACUGACUUCAUUGGUGCCUGCGGCUUUGGCAUUGAUGCCGACUCGCUCAACGAAGAGGAAUCGGCUUUUCGAAAAUUAGGCGCUAGCAUCUUUAAAAUCGAUGCCAUGCGUUUUUUUAUUUCGAUUUUAAAACAGAUUAUGCCCAGACUGUUCUACCCUUUAAGACCAAUGGCUCAGAUAGACAAGGGCAUAAAAGAACUGGUAGGUGCAAUUUUAAAGGAAAGAAAAUAUGAACCAUCAAGCAGGCAUGACUUUAUCGAUCUUCUGAUAGAAAGCAAGAAAAAAGGGUUAAUGACAGGGGAAUCAAUAGAACACAUGAAACCUGACGGAACCCCAGAGAUUGCUAGUCUAGAAAUGGAUGAAGAGUUGAUGGCUGCUCAAGUAUUUAUAUUCUUUGCUGCUGGGUUUGAGACGUCGUCUUCGGCCACUAGUUUUACUUUACACCAAUUGGCUUAUAACCCUGAUGUACAGAAAAAAGUACAAGAGGAAAUUGACAGGGUUCUUGCUGAGCACAAUAAUAAGCUCAGUUACGAAGCUGUGAAAGAAAUGACUUAUCUAGAUUGGACAUUUAAAGAAGGCAUGAGGAUGUUUCCAUCGCUUGGAUUCUUAAUGAGGGAGUGUUCUCGUAAAUAUACUAUCCCGGAGACUGAUGUCACUAUAGACGAAGGAGUUCGCAUUCUAGUACCUUUACAGGCUAUGCAUAUGGACCCUCAGUACUUCGAGAAUCCUGAAGAGUUCCGGCCGGAGAGGUUUAGUCCAGAAGAGUUUAAUUCGGUGCAGAAGAGUAUCUAUUUGCCGUUUGGUGUUGGUCCUCGCGCAUGCAUCGGUGAGAGGCUGGGCCUGAUGCAGUCUUUGGCAGGGCUGGCGGCCGUCCUCUCAAAGUUUACAGUAACACCGGCACCAGAAACCGUGCGGCGGCCUAAAGUGGAACCCAAGUCAGGCAUUGUGCAGAGUAUAAAAGGGGGCCUGCCUUUAAUGUUUAAGGAGAGAAAGUAAACCGAAAAGGUCUGCAAAAUUCUAAGCUGUAAUACUCUAAAAUUCUAAGAUUAAAGCUCAAACUGUUUAGACGACAACGGCUUCACUCACUUGAAUUUCACACUCACUUGAAACAUGUCGCCAAAAUCGACUAAAAACUCAAGUGAGUGAAACCGUUGUCGUCUAAACGGUUUAAAAUAUAUCUCAUCAUCAUCAUCAUCAUCAUCAUCAGGCUAUAGUAGUCCACUGCUGGACAUAGCCCUCCCCUAAAGAGCGCCAUAGCGCCCUUGUCCUCAGCUUGCCGCAUCCAGCAUCUGCCUGCAGUCUUUCGCAGAUCGUCAUCCCACCUGGUCGGAAAACCUCGGUCCUGGUCGGUCGGUCUCUGGUCGGUGGUGGUGGUGGUGAAAAUAUAUCUCACGACAGUUUAAUUUCGAUUAAAGCUCAAAUUCAAACUAUUAGCAGUUAAUGAAGAAUAUGGUAAACUUUCUUAAGCUUGCGUUCAAAAAUCAACUCCGAUUCUCAAAAAUCGAUGAUCAAUGUUUCCCCGCGAUUGAAAAUAACCCCAGUUUACCGGUAGGUACUCACACGAGUUGUUAUUAGUCAGUAAUUCUAGCUAAUCAUAAAUAAAUAGUUGUAGCUCUAAUUGUAUCGAUAAAUUAUGAUAAGACUUUAAUUAAUCAUAAGUACAUACCUAGAUGAGUGAUUAAAUGCAAUUAUUCAUCUUUUUGCUGUGGAUGGUCAUCUUAAGAAAUACCUACUAGCAAAACUAACCUAGAAACUUCCCAUACAUAACUAUAACCAUAACUUGACUGACGGUUUGGUAUCAACCACCCCUUUCUUAGCUAAAUAGGUUUUAUUCGUACUUAGGACAUACUGAAAGUUCCUACAAUGUCAUAAACUGUAGUAGAUAUGUAUCAUUUUCAUUUCGGAAUUCAUACAUUUUUUUUCGUAUUCAGUAUUACCAAGUGGCAACUAUGUAAGUAAAAAAAAAAACUACUAGUCCUACUUAAAGUUAAACAGUUCAAUUGCAUGUAUUUUUAUGACACGACGGCGUUGGCAAACAAGCGUAUCUUUUCGCUCAAGAUCACGACCAUCGUAUUAGAACAGCGGUCGGCAACAGGCGGGGCGCGGGCCGCAUGCGGCCCGCGAAUCUCUCACUUGUGGCCCGCGAGCCUCCCUGGCUAUUUUGUAUGUAAUAUUGACAAACGACAAUGUCUGUUAAAGUCAUCAAUAUUAACAAACUGCGGCUCGCGUCCACUUCGUUAACUGCUAUGUGGCCCUUAGCUGCUAAAAGGUUGCCGACCGCUGUAUUAGAAUAUCGUAAAUAUUGUAGGUACCUAUAUGACUCAUUUGCUGUGAGAUUGAAUGAUACUUAAUAGUAUCUAUUAUUUUACUGUGAUAUACCUACUAAUGUUCAAUACUAUUAUUAUUGCUUCACAGGAGAAUCGAGUACAUUUCUGCAAAUAGUACAAACUUUCUUAGGUUUUAGGUAUACAUUUUUUAUUUUAUUGUACCUACUUAUAACCGUUUUAAUUAUCUUCUUUAGAAAUAAAGUUAUUAGUUUAUGUA
Cydia splendana is the source of this 3139-nucleotide messenger RNA. Its product is annotated as cytochrome P450 6B6-like. Lineage: Eukaryota; Metazoa; Arthropoda; Insecta; Lepidoptera; Tortricidae. Gene Ontology annotation, molecular function: heme binding; iron ion binding; monooxygenase activity. The record is from RefSeq and is a predicted model, not a curated record. The transcript has 2 exons. The coding region runs from base 59 to 1591 and encodes 510 amino acids.